Molecule: messenger RNA, 474 nt
Organism: Penicillium manginii
Lineage: Eukaryota; Fungi; Ascomycota; Eurotiomycetes; Eurotiales; Aspergillaceae
Exons: 1
Coding region: 1-474 (157 amino acids)
Source: RefSeq, a predicted model, not a curated record
AUGGCCGACCUUCGCUAUACAGAAGGGGCAGAUAACCCUGACCCGCCUCUCCGAAACAAAUCAACAAGUGAACUUCAAGGUGGAAUGAGCCUCAUCUGGCACCUUGGGAAGCCCCUCAUCGGAGAAUUCAUCAAUUCAAACCUAUCCGAGUGGGUGAAGAAAGCAGUACCAAUCAGCUCAAUCACAGCCUCACACAAAUCAACAAGAAGCCAGAUUAUCUCCGCAAACUUCAGCAUGACGAUGUUGCCCCUUGAGCAACUCGAUAGAGACACCACAGCAGAGCUUCUGAGAACUUUCGUUCAAGAUAAUAAAGCGUGGUGCAAGCAGCUUGCUGCGCAAUCGAUCAAGGCCAACACGGCAAAAUUUAUAAUCAGCAAACAACUGGAAGAAGCGGAGUCCGAAAAGAAAGAAACCCCAGGAAGAGUUAGAGGGGGAAAAUCAAACAUCCGCAAGUCAAAUUGCAAGCUUUUGUAA